UUCGGCACCGCAUCGGCAGCCCUUCGUGCACCGCCUUGGAGCCCCUCCUCUUUGCGUGCGGCGAGAAGUUGAGUUUCAGCCCGAGCAGAAGAGCCGUGGGGUUUUUCACGCAGCUUGAUGGUGUUUUGUUUUGUUUUGUUUUGUUUCCUCGCGUGGUUGUUUGUCUGUUUUUCAGGUUGUCCCUUCGAUGUUGGCAGGAUUUGCUGAGGUGGGCGCUGCCCUGCGAGGCUCCGUGUGCCAGCCAGAAUGAUUGAGGAGAGUGGGAAGAGGAGGAGGACAAUGGCGGAGAAGAGACAGCUGUUCAUGGAAAUGAGAGCCCAGAACUUUGAUGUCAUCAGACUUUCAACGUAUCGAACAGCCUGCAAGCUGCGGUUUGUGCAGAAGCGAUGUAACCUUCAUCUUGUUGAUAUCUGGAAUAUGAUUGAAGCCUUCCGAGAUAAUGGCCUUAACACUUUGGAUCAUAACACAGAGAUCAACGUGUCUCGACUAGAAACAAUCAUUUCAUCCAUCUACUACCAGCUCAACAAACGCCUUCCUUCUACUCACCAAAUCAGUGUAGAGCAAUCCAUCAGCCUUCUCCUCAACUUCAUGAUAGCAGCAUAUGACAGCGAGGGCCAUGGGAAGCUGACGGUGUUUUCAGUGAAAGCAAUGUUAGCAACAAUGUGUGGUGGCAAAAUACUGGACAAACUAAGAUAUAUUUUCUCUCAAAUAUCAGAUUCAAACGGACUAAUGAUAUUUUCCAAGUUUGAUCAGUUUUUGAAAGAAGUUCUAAAACUUCCAACUGCUGUGUUUGAGGGACCUUCUUUUGGAUACACAGAGCAUUCUGUACGGACGUGCUUCCCACAACAAAAAAAGAUCAUGCUGAACAUGUUUUUAGACACAUUGAUGGCUGAUCCACCUCCUCAGUGCCUUGUGUGGCUGCCUCUCAUGCACAGACUUGCCCAUGUUGAAAAUGUCUUCCAUCCUGUGGAGUGUUCCUAUUGCCGGUGUGAGAGCAUGAUGGGGUUCCGGUACCGGUGCCAACAGUGCCACAACUAUCAGCUCUGCCAAAACUGCUUUUGGCGUGGCCAUGCCAGUGGGCCUCACAGCAACCAGCACCAGAUGAAGGAGCAUUCCUCUUGGAAAUCGCCUGCGAAGAAGCUGAGCCAUGCAAUCAGUAAAUCACUUGGCUGUGUACCAAGCAGAGAACCACCUCGUCCUGUGUUUCCUGAGCACCCAGAGAAGCCACUUGAUCUUGCACAUAUAGUUCCCCCUCGACCUCUGACUAACAUGAAUGACGCCAUGGUGACCCACAUGUCCUCCGGAGCACCGACACCAACAAAGAGGAGUGAUUUUCUUCUAUUGAAAUAGAUGCCACUACAUGAGUGUGACUGAAGAAAUAUCCAAACAUUGCUAAAGAAAUGUUUGUUGUUGUUAUUAAAUAGAGCAUUACUUUCAAAGCUGUUCUGAGGAGGACUGGUCUUGUAUCAUAGGCUGCACUGCUCACAAAGCAGAGUAAUUCUGCUUGAGACAUUUCAUGUAAUAAGUUUACUUUAUUACCUUUGUUAACACGUUCUCUGCAUCAACCCAAGUUCUUUUGAGUUGUCCAUAUCUACUGAAAGCAUUUAGGUAGAGCUAAAGUUGGGUUAUACUUAUUUUUAUUUAUGUAAAUUAUUGCAUGAAUGCUCACUUGUAAACAUGCAGAAACGUUGAAUCAUGGAUUUGCACUUUUCUUUCUUGUCAAGUUAGGGGAAAAUAGCAAGGUGUUCUGCUGAAGAUUUCACUGGCCCAAAGCUGUAAAUGAAUAAAUGUUCCCUUCAGGGAAUGAGAAACAAAACUGAAAAAAAUGUUCUCACAUUUCAGUGACAAAAUGUCACUUAAGAGGCAAGCCAAACCCCUCACUUUUAGCAGCCCAAGAAGGCUUAAGCACAGAUCCACAUAAUUUCCUUCCAGUUUCCAAGACAAAUGAAGUGAGUUGUAUGUGCAGUUUUGAAGUGGCUGUGUUAAAAUUCUAAAACCGUCUUGAGUCCCUCAGUUGGGUGACUACAAACUCUAUCCAGUGUGUGGUACGUUCUGUGACUUGAAAUUUGCUUUUUGCUGAAUUAGAAGUGAAGAGGCUGAGUCUGAAUAUUAAUGUAGGCUGUCUUUCAACAACACAACCAUGACACUUUUUACAAGCAAUCUCCUGGUCAAGGCCUUCAGUAUUUACAUUUAGGCUCUGUUUGGGCUUCACAUCUUCCCAGUACAUGGCUGUUUUCUGUGCUGGUCUGUGGGCACAGCAGAUGCCAUUUCUUCUCAUGGAAGCCUGCAGUCCCGUUAACAAUUUGUUCCUGUGCAACCCUGGAAAUGUUCAAGAACUGUGGAGAUGUGGGAGUUGAAGGCAUGGUUCGGUGAGCAUGGUGGGGAUGGGCUGCCAGUUAGACUUGGUGAUCUUGGAGGCCUUUUCCAACCUUUAUGGUUUUGUGGGCUGUGACAUGGUAGAAUCAUCAGCUCAGACACACUUCAGCUUUGAACAUUUUUGUUUUUAUAAAGGAGCAAGGUCUCUGUUGCUGCCUGCUGUCCAAGGUCAGGUAGAUCAAAGAUAAUUCAAAAAUAAAAACUUUGAGAAUCAGAAUGGUUUGAACAUAGACAGCAUGCCAUCUGCCUCUACACACCCUGCCAUCGCCAACUACCAGGACUUGCUUAAAGUGUUUCUCACAAGAAUUGGUUAUUUGCUGACUUGGGCCUUGAAUGCAUGUAGCACAGUGAGCGAGGCACCAAGGUGGAUGUUAACAGAAACAUGGCCAGUAGGUAAUAGCUGUUGGGACAGGUCCUUGGCACGGUUGUUGCUGCUAUUACAACAGACUGGUUGAUUGAAUACAGUGGGUAUUUUGAGAAACACACAAGUAACUGUAGCUGACUUCCCAUUUAAAGGUGUGGAGCUUUGGAUAAUGGAUAAAAAUCCCUCUGUGAUUCAAGGGUUGCACUGAGACCUUUCAAGAUGAAGACCUCUCUUGCACAUAUCCUUUACAGAUCCCAUGCUCAGGAAAGGCUAAGAAAAGAUACGGGAAUAAACACCAAAGAAACUCCCAGAUUCCAUGGAAUGAUGGUUAUUGUCAUCCUUUGUCCACAGCUUGCUCUUUCUGAGAGGCAAGACAUUUGCUGAAGUGCAGAAGGGCAUUAUGCCAGUCCAGAGGCAAUUGUGAGAAAACCAUAAAUCAUUUUCAAGCAUCAUCUUCUGUCAGGCAUUGUGAGAGCUCACAGGCAGCAAAUAUUUGGUAGCUGCCAUCUUCUGUGAUUGCCAUAGCCAUUUUAAUACCUUCCUUUUUACCAAGAUCCCAUCUCAUCCUUCUUCAAGGAUUCUCACUUUCAGAAUUAUGGGUUACUUCAUCUAGCAGGUUCUGCAGGAGUCCAUGGGAAGAGGCUUCUUCUCCCUGUACUUACUUAUUCCAAAGAAUGAGUGAGGGUAUUUAUCUUUUCCUAAACCUGGGGGGAAAAGCAGUAGCAAUGUUUGCCUCCAUCAUUUCAGCUUUUUAGGCCCUCAGCACAGUGCUCCAUAACCACUCCACAACCCCUGGGGAUCUACCUGAGACUUGCAGUGGGACCAAAACCCAUCUCACAUCAGGUAUUGACAUUCAUCCUCUGCUAUGCCUUUGUUCUUUGCAAAACUGUGGUGGCUCUGUACACCUGUCCGAGUCUAAUCAGGGUUGGGUUGGUUAUCAUCACAUCAUAAUGAGGAAAGAAGGUCUUCACCAGAGCUUCUCUGCUUGUUCAGAUGAGGAUCUGUGAGGAAUGAUCAGUGGAAGCCAAUUCAGACUGUAUCUGAAUUGUAUCCAAACCAUUUCCAUCUCUGCAAGGCUUCUGCAUAACCUCGGCAUGCAGCCAGUUAAACUAGAUGGCUGCAGAUCUGGGGGCCUUAGCGUCACAGCUGAAACACUUGGCUCUUGCUUCAGCUUGAAAAAGACUCCGUGCUCAUCUCAGCAUAUGCUCAUCCAUAUAUGGUAUAAUAUUUCUGAUAUUUGGGAGUUCCAAUGCACUGGGUGAACCAUAGAGUACAUUGGAGCAUCCAUUCGUUUAUCAUCUGGUUAGUCAGAGACUUUGUAUUCUCCUUUUCUGUAAACCUGGAACGUGUAACAGGUGUUUACAGUUAGUAACAGAGUGAGCGAAGGCAGGAUAAAUGUUUUUUUUUCCCUUUGGAAAUUUCUUCUAUUUCUGUUCUGUAGUUCACAUAUGUCUGAUUCCAAUGUGGGCAUGGUGGUGAUGAGUUGGUGGUUGGACUUGAUGAUCUUGGAGGUCUUUUCCAACCUUCGUGAUUCUGUGAACGUUUUCCCUAGGAUUUAUUACAGUUCCUGUUGUUUAGAUUAAUCCCUGAUGUGAGGCUACAUCACCAACUGAAUUCAGGGUCUCAUUUCUCCAGCUGCAGACACUGUCACAUCUUGGCAGCAUGAAGUGAACACAUCGGGGCACUGAGACUGCUUGGUGCAAGCUGAGUGCCAUUCUUAGCUGAAUUUUAAUGUGCUCAGUAGAAGUCCAUGCUGAUAAAUGUAUGAAUAUAGUUUUAAAAACCUUUUUCCUGUGCUUCCUACUAAUAUUCUUAAUAAGAGUUUAGUCAUAAUUGUGAUUUGUACUAAAUUAUUAGUGAAAAACUGCCUCAUUAGAGUUUUAAUCCACUUGUGGCAGAUGCCACCAUGGCAUAAUGGAAGUAGAAAUGUCCUUUUGUUAUUUCAUGGAAACAAUUUCAGUGUGACAGCUGCUUUGUUGGGAAGAAGGCUGAGCUGAAAGAGCAGGAUUUUAAUGCCUGAACUUGCUUUUUUAUGAACUAAAAAUUGAAACGCAAACAAACCAAAGCAGCCCUCCUCAAAUGCUGCUCUCACCCGGCGCGCAUCUCAGGGAGCCUUUAUCUCUUCCACCCUCCUCAUCCUCUGCUUUCAAUGGGAAAGCAUCCAGAGGGGCAGCAAUUUCUGCCAAUCCCAGGAUUUCUGUAUCUGUAUUUUGCAAAGAGCUUUCUGUAGUUGGUAACAUACUGCAGACAGAAUGAGGUCAGAGAAAGUUUGUCCUAGUAAGAGGGAAGUUCUGGGAGCGGAAUAGUAGUGAUGGUCACUUGCAGCUUUGGAUCAUUUUCACAUUUAGGUAUGUAAUAUUUAAUAUUACCAUUUGGCUAUUUUUCAUCUCUCAGAAUGUAAAUUUCCAAAUUCAAAUCAGUGGUUUAACGGCAUGUUUACAUUUGAUAGCAUUGUCUUAAAUGUGGGAAGGAAACAUUCACAAAGGGAAAAUUUGAAUGCAACCUUGCCUAUAUCUGUGACCUAUGAUACAACAAAAGUCAGUGUUUCUCUGAUCCUCACAGCCAGUGAACCGUUCUAAAUAAAUGAAAGGAUUACGCCUCCUCUGUAAGAUGAGGCCAAGCCUGCAAAAUAUGUUAUAUUUUUUUGCUGAUUUAUUUUGUAUUAUUUUAGGAAUAGAUUAUUUCUGCUGUGGUCCAUGUGCACUGUUCUUCCAUCAGCAGUUCCCUUCCCAGAGGCCGCCAGCCCUCAGCCCGUUUAACGAUGUGCAUUGGAUGUUCUGCAGUCUCUUCUCCUAGGAUCGCUGCCUACCUGCUCUUUGUGGUCCCUCGCUCUCUUCCUGCCUUUAUUUUGUUUGUCCUUGUUUAUCUUCACUGUCUCCGGUGCCACUGAUUAUCCUGUCCUUCAGUGCCUGCAUGACUGGGCACUUUCCAGCUUUUUGGUCAGACCUCCAGAAACCUUCCUGUGCUGUCAGUUCUGCGUUGAUGUAUUUUAUAUCUGUGUCAUUGACGCUGUCCCUUGUUGUUUGUGUUUUUUAGUUCUGUAACCCAGAGUGAUGUUUAUUUGCUUGGCUAGCUUAAUUUAUCUUCUGACAACUU
Molecule: messenger RNA, 5836 nt
Organism: Meleagris gallopavo (turkey)
Lineage: Eukaryota; Metazoa; Chordata; Aves; Galliformes; Phasianidae
Source: RefSeq, a predicted model, not a curated record